GCUGCUUCCCCUUCCUCUUUUCCCAGAUAGAUAUGUAAACACAUGCAUUUUCCUGUUCUAACGGGGCGAAUUGGUGUUCUGCCUGUGCCUUGACUUAGCGAUUGGGCUGAGCCUUGCUCCUCCCUUCCCUACUCGGAUAGGAGCCACAAGGAUCUGGAGCUCAGGCUUCCAAAUUGCAGCUGGCCUCGGGCCAGGUGACCUUUGCUUUCUCAGAAGCGACCGGCUUGCAACAGGAUUCUUUCAGCCCGGCAUCUCCUGCAGAGGGAUCAGCCUGCUCGAACUGCAAGCAUGAUGUGGGGGACCAAACUUCUGCCGGUCCUGUUGCUGCAGCAUGUCCUACUGCACCUCCUCCUGUUUCCUGUCGCCAUCCCCUAUGCAGAAGGACAGAAGAAAAGAAGAAAUACACUUCAUGAAUUCAAAAAGUCAGCCAAAACUACUCUUACCAAGGAAGACCCAUUACUGAAGAUUAAAACCAAAAGAGUGAACUCUGCAGAUGAAUGUGCCAACAGGUGCAUCAGGAACAGGGGUUUUCCAUUCACUUGCAAGGCCUUUGUUUUUGAUAAGUCAAGAAAACGAUGCUACUGGUAUCCUUUCAAUAGUAUGUCAAGUGGAGUGAAGAAAGGGUUCGGUCAUGAAUUUGACCUGUAUGAAAACAAAGACUACAUUAGAAACUGCAUCAUUGGUAAAGGAGGCAGCUAUAAAGGGACAGUAUCCAUCACUAAGAGUGGCAUCAAGUGCCAGCCUUGGAAUUCCAUGAUCCCCCAUGAACACAGCUUUUUGCCUUCGAGCUAUCGCGGUAAAGACCUACAGGAAAACUACUGUCGAAAUCCUCGAGGGGAAGAAGGGGGACCCUGGUGUUUCACAAGCAAUCCAGAGGUACGCUACGAAGUCUGUGACAUUCCUCAGUGUUCAGAAGUUGAAUGCAUGACCUGCAAUGGUGAGAGCUACAGAGGUCCCAUGGAUCACACAGAAUCAGGCAAGACUUGUCAGCGCUGGGAUCAACAGACACCACACCGGCACAAAUUCUUGCCAGAAAGAUAUCCUGACAAGGGCUUUGAUGAUAAUUAUUGCCGCAAUCCUGAUGGGAAGCCGAGGCCAUGGUGCUACACUCUUGACCCUGACACCCCUUGGGAGUAUUGUGCAAUUAAAAUGUGUGCUCACAGUGCUGUGAAUGAGACUGAUGUCCCUAUGGAAACAACUGAAUGCAUUCAAGGCCAAGGAGAAGGUUAUAGGGGAACCAGCAAUACCAUUUGGAAUGGAAUUCCUUGUCAGCGUUGGGAUUCGCAGUACCCUCACAAGCAUGACAUCACGCCGGAGAACUUCAAAUGCAAAGAUCUUAGAGAAAAUUAUUGCCGCAAUCCAGAUGGGGCUGAAUCACCAUGGUGCUUUACCACUGAUCCAAACAUCCGAGUUGGCUACUGCUCUCAAAUUCCCAAGUGUGACAUGUCAAGUGGACAAGAUUGUUAUCGUGGCAAUGGGAAAAAUUACAUGGGUAACUUAUCCAAAACAAGGUCUGGACUUACAUGUUCCAUGUGGGACAAGAAUAUGGAGGACUUACACCGUCAUAUCUUCUGGGAGCCAGAUGCUAGCAAGUUAAAUAAGAAUUACUGCCGGAAUCCUGAUGAUGAUGCCCAUGGACCUUGGUGCUAUACGGGGAAUCCUCUUAUUCCUUGGGAUUAUUGUCCUAUUUCCCGUUGUGAAGGAGAUACUACACCUACAAUUGUCAACUUGGACCAUCCUGUAAUAUCCUGUGCCAAAACAAAACAACUGCGGGUUGUAAAUGGCAUUCCAACACAAACAACAGUAGGGUGGAUGGUUAGUUUGAAAUACAGAAAUAAACAUAUCUGUGGAGGAUCAUUAAUAAAGGAAAGUUGGGUUCUUACUGCAAGACAAUGUUUUCCAGCCAGAAACAAAGACUUGAAAGACUAUGAAGCUUGGCUUGGAAUUCACGAUGUCCAUGAGAGAGGCGAGGAGAAACGCAAGCAGAUCUUAAACAUUUCCCAGCUGGUCUAUGGACCCGAAGGCUCAGAUUUGGUUUUACUGAAGCUUGCUCGACCUGCAAUCCUGGAUAACUUUGUCAGUACAAUUGAUUUACCUAGUUAUGGCUGUACAAUCCCUGAAAAGACCACUUGCAGUAUUUAUGGCUGGGGCUACACUGGAUUGAUCAACUCAGAUGGUUUAUUACGAGUAGCCCAUCUGUAUAUUAUGGGCAAUGAGAAAUGCAGUCAGCACCAUCAAGGCAAGGUGACUUUGAAUGAGUCUGAAUUAUGUGCUGGGGCUGAAAAGAUUGGAUCAGGACCAUGCGAGGGAGAUUAUGGUGGCCCACUCAUUUGUGAACAACACAAAAUGAGAAUGGUUCUUGGUGUCAUUGUUCCUGGUCGUGGUUGUGCCAUCCCAAAUCGUCCUGGUAUUUUUGUUCGAGUAGCAUAUUAUGCAAAGUGGAUACACAAAGUAAUUUUGACAUACAAGUUGCAAUAGCCAUAGAAGAGACCAGUGUGUUUUAAUCAUCCAUGGAUACAUGAGGAUUCCCAAGACUUCAGGAUUAAAAUGUCACCUAACACAAUCCUUAAACAACUACUUGAGUGUUGUGAGUGUUCAGAUACUCAUUAAUAUAUAUGGGUGUUUUCUGUUGUAUUGUUUGUCAGUGUCCUUUUGUAAAUGUUGAAGUGAAAUAAGGUACCUGCAAGUUCAGUAACAUAUCUCCUGAAGAUACUUGAAUGGAUUAAAAAAAUACAAAAUUAGAGUUGCUAGAUGCUAAGCUUUUAAAGAAAAAGGUUAAUUAAUCACUCUAUGCUGCUUUCUAGUUUAAUAACUUAAUGAUGAACAAGUCAUAAGUUAAACAUUACUUUAACCCCUCAAAACAAUUUAUACAUUGUGUUUUUAAAUUUUAACUCUAUAUUCAAUUAUAUUACAUUUCAUAUGCCAUAUGUUAUAGUUCAUUCAUUUUUUUUUUACAACAUGUAUCCUCCCAAUACUAACACAAAAACAUCCAUAUAGAAGAACACGUGCCCAUACCACAUGGCUGAGUUCACAUGCAGCAUAUAUUAUAGUUUAAACCAUGAUGUAUCUAGUAUAACCUCUAAAUAUUUUGGGUGUAUGUAUCUAUAUUUCUUCUAAAAUUUAAAAGUUUUGAAAGAUCAGUGGGAAUACUUAGGAAAGGUACAAAAUAUAUACAUACAUAUAUGUAUAUGAUAUAUGUAUAUGAUAUAUGAUCGCCACUGGACAGUGUUUAAUGUGAUGACAGGAUCCAUAGGAUAAAAUGUCUAGCCUUGUUUAUUUAUAUUUAUUGUCCUAGUUAUUUUGUGUGCUUUCUAAUUCCUAAAAAGCAAAAUGUAAUAUAUAUAUUUGUAUUAUUUCUUUCCUCCAAAUCUGGCCUACUUAUUUAUGCAGGAUAUUGGUAGAUCAGUCUUCUUAAAACAUCUAUUCAGUUGUCAAAUGUGCAUCUUAGUGAAGAAAUUCAAAAGUGUCUCUGUCUCUAAAUAUCUAUUUAUAUGGGUUAUUUUUAAAACUUGCUACUGUGAUUGGCUUCUAGCUCAUUCUUUUUAAAUUUAAAAAUUAACAUAAAAUAGCUAGACUGCAAUGCUUUGUAAAUAUCCCUUCAUUAAAUUUUACUUUGAAAUAUUUUUUCAAUGCAAAUACAUUUCUCAAUCUAAAAGUUCUUAGCCUGUGAAUAAUAGGAAAAUAUGAAAUGAAAGGAGAAACUAGUUUUUCUAAGUUCUUUAAUUCAAUUACUUUAAAAGUAUAAUUGUUUCUGAAAAUCAGGUAUGUUAUGAAGACAUUAUCAUAUUAACUCAUUCAUUUUAACAAAGUUCUUUCCCAAUGAUAUGAAAUAUUCAUUUAAAUUUUAUGACCUAUAUAAUAGCAUUCAAAUUAUAUUUAUUAUUCUACUUCUCAUGACUAGCUAAGAGUUGUUUAUUUAUCCAAAAGUAACAUGUUAACAAGUAGCAAGACAAUUUCUAAGAUUCUCACAGUACUCAUGUAUGAAUUAGGAAAAUUAAAAGUUACUGUUUCGGUGAUUUAAAUGCAAGGGAUCACAUUUUCCAGAUUGGAUUCUCUUAAAUUCUUUACUGACCAAAGAUCCAAAUAAUACCCAAUGCAUUCUUCUGUGUGUUCCCAGUGAAGAAAUCCAGAAAUUCUUACACAAGCUAUGACAUGUGUGUGUAUAUGUCAUAUAUGUAUAUAUAUACAUAUAUAAACACAUGCAUAUAUAUACAUAUAUACAUAAACAUUUGUAUGCACAUAUGUUUGUGAUCAUAUAGGUACUGUGUUGAGAAACAGUGUGUGCAAAGAGACACAGUGAAUUGCCGGUCCAUAUCAUUUUACGUUCACUUAACUUUUCCUUCCCCUUUAUAAUCCACCAUUUUUAUGAAACAGAAAUUUAGUCAUAUUAUUGAAAUAUUAAAGUACUUUCAUAGCAUCAUACUGCAUUGUCUAAAUUUUAAUGCUAUAUGUAAAUCAUAUUGAUAAAGCUAUUAUGAUAACUAUAAUGCUUUAACAUACUGACAUUUUACAAUACUUUUUUCAGUGUAUUUUUUAUAAGAAUGAAUGAAAAAAGAAACAUCAAUUACCUAGAAACAAUAAGCAAUCAAAUUUUCAGAUACCUUAAAAUCAGUGUUGCUAAAUUUUUUAAAGAAGUAAACAAACACACACACACACACAAAUCACCAAACGUGGUACAUGAAGCAACUCUCCCUAUGAGGUUUCCUUUGCAAUAGGUCAAAGAAGAUGGCUUUGAUGCUGAACAAGGUCGGUAGUGACUCACUUGGUAGGAGAGGGUAUAUUUAUCUUGUCAACAACACUAUGUACAGGAUGGUUUUCUAUGAAUAAAGGUCAAAGGAGAAAAGAGGAAAUUUUCAACUUAUCUAGAAAUCUAUAUUAUAUUGUGUCAAAGACAAGAGGAGCUUUCACUGCUGGUUUUGUUUUGACCAAGUAACAAUUACACAUUGUUCUACGUGUAGACAUUUUCUUAUGUCUGCAGGAAUAAAAGUGUAAAAUUAAAAUAUUAGUCAUAUGCCUCUGCUGUGCAGAGGGAUGAGAAUUCUUUUGUAUAUUCUUUAAUGUUAUUGUAAAAUAUAGAAUAAAUUUCACCUAUUUGCUGUAGGCAGGUCCUCAGUGUAAUGGUUUAAAGCAAGUCAGUCUCUGGCAUUAACAGGCUCUUGCUUGCUAUCUAAGUGUUUCAAGCUACAUGAAUGUGAAACACUGGAAGGCAAGAAAAAUAACCAUAAUGGCAUGUGUUAGCAAAACUGUAUUUCACUUAUUCCUGUGGAUAUUUCUCGCUGGUACCAAUGGUACUGUACAAAGUGAAUGUUCCAGCCUUAACAUCCCCUGGAAAGAGUACUGUCAAGACCUGGGAGUCCUGUCAGGCAUGUUCUUGUUUCUAAGUAUAGAAACAAUUUUCUUUUAUAGAAAAUAAAUACUAGCUUUGCAACAUGGAGUAGAUGAAAUAGAAAAUGGCAGUGCUCUCAUGCUCAGUAAAAGCAAACCUUACAUUGAUUUUUUGAAGAACCAAAAUAACUACUUCCACUCGUGUGUGCAUAACCACACAUUUAAAUUUAUAGAAAACUCAUAAAAUAAAGAGGAGUUGGGUAAAAACAAUACAUUUGCAUCUUUAUGUUAUUUCCAAUGAAUUGUUCUUCAAAAUUAAGUACAAGAAAAAUUUUAUCUUUCAAAAUUCAACUGAAGUUUGUACCAAGAACUUAUUAAAUGAGAACAAAUGAACAAACCAACCAAACAAAAAUCUUAAACUGUCCUGGAUCCUUGCCUCUUGACAGUGCUGCUCUUCCAUAGGUUCAUUCUUAUUUGCACAGAAGGCUUCUGUCCUUUGGAAGCUGAAAACCGAAUACUGUGGAUAUGGCGACUUGUCAGCCUGUGUACAUAGGACAAUGAUAAGCUGCCAGUUGAAUGGAAUAGCUGGAUACUUACCCCAAAAAGGGAGCACUGUGGUGAUGACAUGUAUUAUAAAUUCUCUGUAGCUAAUAAAGUUGUUAUUUUUAUAACCACGAUUAUAUUAUUAUUAUUAAUAUAAUAAAAUAUUUUACCAAAGUG
Mastomys coucha (southern multimammate mouse) is the source of this 6045-nucleotide messenger RNA. RefSeq names its product hepatocyte growth factor (gene Hgf). The transcript is spliced from 19 exons. Gene Ontology annotation, molecular function: serine-type endopeptidase activity. Gene Ontology annotation, biological process: proteolysis. The record is from RefSeq and is a predicted model, not a curated record. Bases 289 to 2478 code for a protein of 729 amino acids. Lineage: Eukaryota; Metazoa; Chordata; Mammalia; Rodentia; Muridae.